Molecule: messenger RNA, 3467 nt
Organism: Mandrillus leucophaeus (drill)
Lineage: Eukaryota; Metazoa; Chordata; Mammalia; Primates; Cercopithecidae
Gene: CAPN3
Product: calpain 3, (p94)
Exons: 24
Coding region: 437-2902 (821 amino acids)
Biological process (GO): negative regulation of apoptotic process; proteolysis
Cellular component (GO): cytoplasm
Molecular function (GO): calcium-dependent cysteine-type endopeptidase activity; calcium ion binding
Source: RefSeq, a predicted model, not a curated record
AGCACUUCAUGGCAACAGAGAUGUCCCUAGCCAGGUUCUCCUCUCUCUUGCUCUCAUACUCACAGUGUUUCUUCACAUCUAUUUUUAGUUUUUCUGGCUCAAGCAUCUUCAGGCCACUGAAACACAACCCUCACUCUCUUUCUCUCUCCCUCUGGCAUGCAUGCUGCUGGUAGGAGACCCCAGGUCAACAUUGCUUCAGAAAUCCUUUAGCACUCAUUUCUCAGGAGAACUUAUGGCUUCAGAAUCACAGCUCGGUUUUUAAGAUGGACAUAACCUGUACGACCUUCUGAUGGGCUUUCAACUUCGAACUGGAUGUGGACACUUUUCUCUCAGAUGACAGAAUUACUCUAACUUCCCCUUUGCAGUUGCUUCCUUUCCUUGAAGGUAGCUGUAUCUUAUUUUCUUUAAAAAGCUUUUUCUUCCAAAGCCACUUGCCAUGCCGACCGUCAUUAGCGCAUCUGUGGCUCCAAGGACAGCGGCUGAGCCAAGGUCCCCGGGGCCAGUUCCUCACCCGGCUCAGAGCAAGGCCACCGAGGCUGGGGGUGGAAACGCAAGUGGCAUCUAUUCAGCCAUCAUCAGCCGCAAUUUUCCUAUUAUCGGAGUGAAAGAGAAGACAUUCGAGCAGCUUCACAAGAAAUGUCUAGAAAAGAAAGUUCUUUAUGUGGACCCUGAGUUCCCACCGGAUGAGACCUCUCUCUUUUAUAGCCAGAAGUUCCCCAUCCAGUUCAUCUGGAAGAGACCUCCGGAAAUUUGCGAGAAUCCCCGAUUUAUCAUUGAUGGAGCCAACAGAACUGACAUCUGUCAAGGAGAUCUAGGGGACUGCUGGUUUCUCGCAGCCAUCGCCUGCCUGACCCUGAACCAGCGCCUUCUUUUCCGAGUCAUACCCCAUGAUCAAAGUUUCAUCGAAAACUACGCAGGGAUCUUCCACUUCCAGUUCUGGCGCUAUGGAGAGUGGGUGGACGUAGUUAUUGAUGACUGCCUGCCAACCUACAACAAUCAACUGGUUUUCACCAAGUCCAACCACCGCAAUGAGUUCUGGAGCGCUCUGCUGGAGAAGGCUUAUGCUAAGCUCCAUGGUUCCUACGAAGCUCUGAAAGGUGGGAACACCACAGAGGCCAUGGAGGACUUCACAGGAGGGGUGACAGAGUUUUUUGAGAUCAGGGACGCUCCUAGUGACAUGCACAAGAUCAUGAAGAAAGCCAUCGAGAGAGGCUCCCUCAUGGGCUGCUCCAUUGAUGAUGGCACGAACAUGACCUAUGGAACCUCUCCUUCUGGUCUGAACAUGGGAGAGCUGAUUGCACGGAUGGUGAGGAAUAUGGAUAACUCGCUGUUCCGGGACUCAGACCUCGACCCCAGAGCCUCAGUUGAAAGACCGACCCGGACAAUCGUUCCCGUUCAGUAUGAGACAAGAAUGGCCUGCGGGCUGGUCAGAGGUCACGCCUACUCUGUCACGGGACUGGAUGAGGUCCUGUUCAAAGGUGAGAAAGUGAAGCUGGUGCGGCUGCGGAAUCCCUGGGGCCAGGUGGAGUGGAACGGCUCUUGGAGUGAUGGUUGGAAGGACUGGAGCUUUGUGAACAAAGAUGAGAAGGCCCGUCUGCAGCACCAGGUCACUGAGGAUGGAGAGUUCUGGAUGUCUUAUGAGGAUUUCAUCUACCAUUUCACAAAGUUGGAGAUCUGCAACCUCACGGCCGACGCUCUGCAGUCUGACAAGCUUCAGACCUGGACAGUGUCUGUGAACGAGGGCCGCUGGGUGCGGGGUUGCUCGGCCGGAGGCUGCCGCAACUUCCCAGAUACUUUCUGGACCAACCCUCAGUACCGUCUGAAGCUCCUGGAGGAGGACGAUGACCCUGACGACUCGGAGGUGAUUUGCAGCUUCCUGGUGGCGCUGAUGCAGAAGAACCGGCGCAAGGACCGGAAGCUGGGGGCCAAUCUCUUCACCAUCGGCUUCGCCAUCUACGAGGUUCCCAAAGAGAUGCACGGGAACAGGCAGCACCUGCAGAAGGACUUCUUCCUGUACAACGCCUCCAGGGCCAGGAGCAAAACCUACAUCAACAUGCGGGAGGUGUCCCAGCGCUUCCGCCUGCCUCCCAGCGAGUAUGUCAUCGUGCCCUCCACCUACGAGCCCCACCAGGAGGGGGAAUUCAUCCUCCGGGUCUUCUCUGAAAAGAGGAACCUCUCCGAGGAAGUUGAAAAUACAAUCUCCGUGGAUCGGCCAGUGAAAAAGAAAAAAACCAAGCCCAUCAUCUUCGUUUCGGACAGAGCAAACAGCAACAAGGAGCUGGGUGUGGACCAGGAGUCAGAGGAGGGCAAAGGCAAAACAAGCCCUGAUAAGCAAGAGCAGUCCCCACAGCCACAGCCUGGCAGCUCUGACCAGGAAAGUGAGGAACAGCAACAAUUCCGGAACAUUUUCAAGCAGAUAGCAGGAGACGACAUGGAAAUCUGUGCAGAUGAGCUCAAGAAGGUCCUUAACACAGUCGUGAACAAACACAAGGACUUGAAGACACACGGGUUCACACUGGAGUCCUGCCGUAGCAUGAUUGCGCUCAUGGAUACAGAUGGCUCUGGGAAGCUCAACCUGCAAGAGUUCCACCACCUCUGGAACAAGAUUAAGGCCUGGCAGAAAAUUUUCAAACACUAUGACACAGACCAGUCUGGCACCAUUAACAGCUACGAGAUGCGAAAUGCAGUCAAUGACGCAGGAUUCCACCUCAACAACCAGCUCUACGACAUCAUUACCAUGCGGUACGCAGACAAACACAUGAACAUCGACUUCGACAGUUUCAUCUGCUGCUUCGUCAGGCUGGAGGGCAUGUUCAGAGCUUUUCAUGCAUUUGACAAGGAUGGAGACGGUAUCAUCAAACUCAGCGUUCUGGAGUGGCUACAGCUCACCAUGUAUGCCUGAACCAGGCUGGCCUCAUCCAAAGCCACGCAGGAUCACUCAGGAUUUCCGUCUCGCCCUCUAUUUCCAAAGCCACGUACCUCAAAGGACCCAGCAGCUGCACCCCUGCAGUCCUCCAGGCACCUCAUCAGUCCUGUUCCUCCUCCAUUUUACCCCCUCCUCAUCCCUGAUCAGUCAUGCCUAGCCUGGCCCUUUAGUAAAGCAGUGAGGUAGGAAGAACAAGCCCUUGUCUCUCUGCCGUGUGGAGGAAAGUGCCUGCCUCUGGUCCGAGCCACCUUGGUUCUGAAGCGAGUGCUCCUGCUAACCUUGCUCCAGGCUGUCUGCAGAAGCACCUGCUGGUGGCACUCAGCACCCCCUUGUGCUAGAGCCCUCCAUCAUCUUCACACUGUCCCACCAUGGACCAGGAACCAAACCAGCACUGGGUUCUGCCUGGUUAUUUCAGGAGAGGCCUGCUGUGGGGUAAACUCACUCAGUGGAAUAGGGCUGGUUACUUUGGGCUGUCCGACUCGUAAGUUUGGCUGCAUUUUGAAAAAAGCUGAUCUAAAUAAAGGCAUGUGUAUGGCUGGUC